This is a messenger RNA of Cantharellus anzutake, 468 nucleotides long. RefSeq lists its product as uncharacterized. The transcript is spliced from 2 exons. NCBI's taxonomy places the organism in Eukaryota, Fungi, Basidiomycota, Agaricomycetes, Cantharellales, Hydnaceae. The annotation marks the transcript as partial. The record is from RefSeq and is a predicted model, not a curated record.
GCCCUUAAGAUUCACAAUGGUGCCGUUGAUCGCAGCAUGGUUACCACCGGGUCUCCGCAGCAAGUGUUUACAAAUGUCACUGAAGUUCUUCAUGGUAUGGGUAUUAAAAUAGCUCAAGAUGGCGCGUUUUCGUACCGGUGUGUGAGGCCCAAGCGGAAGAAGAACGUCGCUCCAUCAUCUCACCGCCCUGGUCCACCUGGCCAAGCGCUAGAGCCACAUGAUUUCGUCCCAUUCACACCGGUUACUCCCGACGGUCCUAAUUUCCCAGAGAGCUCCGCAAAUUCGUUCUUGGCAGGCUCUGAGCCGAUUUACGGAGGAGCUUCGACCAAGGAUAAGGGCGGGGAAGUGCGAUUCUCAGUGGAAUUGACGCGCAUUUCUGGCUUGGAUGAUACGCUGAGCCUGGAUAUGCGCCGAAUGAAAGGAGACCUCGGGAGCUACAAAUUCCUCUAUGAUACUCUCCGAGAGUAA